AUGGUCGAAGCCGAGGACGAACGUGCGCUACGUCGUGAGCUAGAAGCAUUAGCAAAGAAACGCAAGACUCUUGACAGCACCAAGCGUCAAGAAAAUGGAGCAGCAAAUAGGGCAGGAAUAGGUCGAGGAAGUGUAUUUGCACGACUGGGUGGCGAGGUGACACGGAAAGGCCGACAGAGUUUGCAUCAAAAGGAGAAGAAUACGCGGGAAAAUGCUUCGUGGAGACUCGGGAAACGCAAUAAUGAAGACGUUCUAUACGGUAAUGCAGGGAAAAGACAGAAACUUCAUUCAGCAGUGACGAGGCCGGAAGGUGGUCACUAUUCUAAGGGAGUCGAGAUUGAAAAGAGUGCUGUUAGUGCUACGUCACCGACUGAGAACAAUACUUGUGUACAGGAGAGAAAACAACGUGCAAUGGCACCAUAUGCACAGAAAGAUGGUAUUGCACGCAGUCGACGUAUGUUUGGUGCGUUGAUGGGACAUUUGGGCAAAGCAAAGCGACAAAUUGAAAAGGAUACGGACUUGUUCAAACGUCAGGACACAAAGCAGCAGGAGGCAGAAGAGAGGGAGAAGGCACAGAGCAAGAAUCUAGAGCACCGAGCUCGUAUGGAGGCCAAGACAGCACGACUUGAGGCGUUGGUCGUACGCACUGAACUCGACCGUAGCGAGCAAGUUGCACGUGCCAAGCUGGAGCAUUUGCAGAUGGUCCGUAAGAGCGAAAGCCAAUCCAAGUUUCUGAUCACUAUUGCGUCUCCACCUAUCUACUAUCUUCCUUCAAAGCACACGAAAGAGACCAGAGAACUUGUUGCUGCGUCCAUGGAGGCUCAUGAAGCAAAGGAGGAGGAGGAAAUCGCUGAUGAGCAGGUAACGAGCGACAAAGAUGAUGAUACGAUGGAAGAUGGAGACCAAGACAUGGACCAUUUUCCCCAAGAGAACGAGGAGCAUCGACAGGAAAACGCCAGUGAGCAUGGCAACGGACCUCCAGCUAUGGCAGCCGAAAACAAGGAUGCCGCCCGGAAAAGUGUGUCUGGUAGCGAACCGGAUGACAAUAGCAUCACAGAAUCAAGGAAUACUGGCGGAGAGGCUCGCAAGGAUUCGGUUGAAUCAAAGUCUCAGAGCACAGCUAAAAAAGAACGAUCUGCUUCAUUCCAGGGAACUGCGGACGGUGAGGACGUGAGUCACAGCAACGCGGAGACUUUACCUCAUAGAUCUCUGGACGGUGAGGACGUGGGUCACAGCCACACGAAGACUUUACCUCAGAUAACUGCGGACGGUGAGGACGUGAGUCACAACGAUACGGAGGCUUCACCUCAGGGAACUGCGGACGGUGAGAACGUGAGUCACAACGAUACGGAGGCUUCACCUCAGGGAACUCUGGACGGUGAGGACGUGGGUCACAUCGACACGGAGGCUUUACCUCAGAUAACUGCGGACGGUGAGGACGUGAGUCACAGCGACACGGAGACUUUAUCUCCUAGUCGGGUGAAAGAAAAGUUAGAGCUCGGGCAGGAGAACCUGACACAGAACGACCAGCCUGUCACGACUGGUGUCCAGAGAGGGUGCGAGGAAGCAGAGCCUGCACGUGACUCCAAUAUCGCCACUGCUAAUAAUGAUGAUGAGACUGGUAUUCCCGCUGAUCCCAAAGAAAGUGCGGUCAUUGAUGUCGAUAAGAUGAGGGUUAUUGAGCUGCGAGCGGCGCUAAAGGAGCGAGGACUUGACACCAAGGGUCUCAAAGCUAAACUUGUGCAGCGGCUCAAGCACGCGAUGCAUGACGAAGACGAAUCCAAGUAA
Peronospora farinosa is the source of this 1788-nucleotide messenger RNA. NCBI's taxonomy places the organism in Eukaryota, Oomycota, Peronosporomycetes, Peronosporales, Peronosporaceae. The record is from the annotation of a GenBank genome assembly.